CUUAAAAAUUUUAUUAACUUUCAGUUAAUAAUACACAGACAGAAAAAUGACUACAAAAGAACCGAAUGGACGCGUGGGGAUGAUUAAAAAACUACGGCGUUCAGCAUCGGCCAGUGAACAUAAUUUGAGUGAAUUGCGUAAUCGUAAAUCAACACAAAAUCUAUUCGAUCAACAUGGUACACCGAUUGAUCUUAAACAAUUUCGUAAAGUUUUGGACAAAGAAGACAAUAAUGGCGGCAAUACAGAGAAAAAGUCUAGAUAUCGUAGGACACAGAGUGUAACACGUGCUGAAGAAAUAACAACCAAAGAAGAAAAACAACGUAAAGAACAACCCGAUAAACCCUGCCAUCGACCCAGAGAUUCUUUAUUCUCAUGGAGUUCUGGUUUUAGCAAUUUUACCGGUUUAGUUAAUUGGGGUUUCCUGUUAUUAACUAUAGGAGGUUUUAGACUGUGUUUAGAAAAUUUAUUAAAAUAUGGCAUUAGAAUCAAUCCUCUUGAAUGGUAUUUCUUUUUAAGUGGCCGUAAUGAAGGCGAAGGACAUGCAUCCUUAUUUUUAAUUUCAUAUUCUAUUAUUCAUUUAUCAAUUUGUUUGAUGGUCGAAAAAGGAUUGGCAAUGCUACCAAAUCAUUUAGUUUGGUUGUGCUUUUUCUAUUUAGCCUUUCAUUCCUUCUUAAAUGCCAUGGGUGAAAUAUUACACUUUGCUGAUCGUAAUUACUAUAAUGAUUGGUGGAAUGCCAAUAAUAUUGAUACAUUCUGGAGAACUUGGAAUAUGCCGGUACACAGAUGGUGUGUAAGACACUUAUAUAUUCCUGUCGUACAAAUGGGCUAUUCUUCAAGACAAGCUUCCACUAUUGUUUUUCUGAUUAGUGCAUUUUUCCACGAAUAUUUGGUAUCUGUUCCUUUGCAAACCUACAAAAUUUGGGCUUUCCUUGGUAUGAUGGGUCAAAUACCCCUAUCAGCCAUCUCGAAAUCAGUUGAGCGUUCAUUGGGUCCACGUAUGGGUAAUAUUAUUGUAUGGGCUUCUAUAAUACUCGGCCAACCGUUAUGCAUUAUGAUGUAUUAUCAUGACUACGUUAUAACUCAUUUUAAAGAUGCUUUAAAUAGUACCGUUUAUAAAGAACUCUAAAAAUUUAUGUAAAAUUUACAUUUACCUCUUGGUACUUACAUAUGUCAGACAAUAAUAAUUAUGUAAAAAAAUAGUGUUUUUAGCGUUCUUUAAAAAGUGAAACAAUUGCAUUUAAUAUUGCAAUUAUUUUUAUUCUUUUUUUUAAUUGUUAUUAUGUAAUAUAUUGAAAUUAAAAUAUGAAUUAAGAAAAAUUAUAAUAUUAAAUUUGUAAGAAACAAAAAUGUUGAUGAUUGUGUGAAGUUUAGUUUGUAUACAAAUUAUUUAGAAUUGUUACAAAAUAUUUUUGUAAAAUUUAUUUAAAAAAAAAUCAUAGAAAAAAAUGUAAAUAAAUUAUUAAAAAUGUUUUAU
Lucilia cuprina (Australian sheep blowfly) is the source of this 1474-nucleotide messenger RNA. RefSeq names its product diacylglycerol O-acyltransferase 1 (gene mdy). Gene Ontology annotation, biological process: triglyceride biosynthetic process. Gene Ontology annotation, cellular component: endoplasmic reticulum membrane. The record is from RefSeq and is a predicted model, not a curated record. Gene Ontology annotation, molecular function: diacylglycerol O-acyltransferase activity. Bases 47 to 1126 code for a protein of 359 amino acids. The transcript is spliced from 7 exons. Lineage: Eukaryota; Metazoa; Arthropoda; Insecta; Diptera; Calliphoridae.